CAAAGUUUGGACGGCGCGGGCCGCGCGGCUCCGCAAACGGCCCGUAGGGCUGCCAUUGCGCACCAUGCGACGGCGGCGGGCAGCCAUGCGAUGGCUCCUCCUACUGAUAACGAGUGCCGCCGCCUCCAAUUCAUCGAUACUGAACUGGCACAGCAUACAUACAAACGCGACGCGCUGGGCUAAUGACAAGCGUGUAAAUAUAAGAACGCUCAAGAACCAGCAGCAGCACGAAUGCGCUAGGAUCAAGCCCUUCGUGCCUCCUACGACGACGACGGCCCUGCCGCCGCCCGUCGAAGGCCGCCGCGUCGCGUGGUUCAUGUCGAUGUCCAAGCCCGACGACGAAGUCAGCGCGACGUACGUCGACUUCGCGCGGGCGGCGACGGCGUCGGCGCGGCUCAAUGCGCCGACGCUCUACCCUUUCUUUUUGUAUACGUUUUUGCCGCAUCAAGACGUCGAGGAGCCAGAUGAUAGGUUAGUGCGCUUUUUGAAAAGGGCGGGGACGCAUGUGCUGAAGUGGCGUCUCAGUUUCUAUGCGGACAUACCUCUGAAGAUCCGAAAGUCGAAGCAGGGCCACGUUUCCGUGGGUGCCUUUGGUAGGUUAGAUGUACCUUUGGUUGCGGCUACGGUGCUCAAACCAAUCUUCGAGCAGCAUAACAUCGACAAGACCUACGUGCUAUACACGGACACGGACGUUAUAUUUGCUCGAGAUUGGCCCGCGCAUAAUCAACUCACGGUGUGCCGCGGGUGUCCGCGGGGCUGGCCGAACCCAAAGUGCUGCAAGCACCCCUUGAAGGACGACGAGCCGGCCGUGUUCCUGGCCGGGACCGAAGUUUUCAGUAUAUGGGGUUUAAAUAGUGGCGUCAUGUACAUGAACGUGCCUAGGAUGUUAGCCGAUAGAGGUAACUUACUAGAUUGGGGCAACGAGAAGGCGUGGCAGUUCAUGAUGUACGACCAGGGCAUGCUCGAGACCUUCUAUCGGCAGAAGGUGCGCGCGGAAGAGUUGAGGCGCGACAAGGCGCCUUUUAGGGACGUCUCCGAGGGGAACUGGCACGCGUGGGAGAGCUUUGAUGAUUUGAAGUACAACGCGCGAGGGUUUAUGAGGGUCCCACCGGAACAGCCUUAUUUGUGGCACUGGCACGGUUUUAAACCGUAUGACGUGGCUUGUUGGCUGUCCGUGCUCGAGCGGGACAGGUGGCACUUCGAGGAUAGCGUGCGGGACGCGAUCCAGAGGACGAAGAAGGAGAAGCUUUGUAGAGGGUUAUUAGGACCGCGCAUGGUCGUGCACGAAUGUUCGCUGGCCAUGUACCUGGAUCUGUACGCGUCUCACUUACAACUGUUGGCGGUCGCGGACGCGCUCGCUGCUGAGUAACUUGUGUUUUGUGUGUC
Molecule: messenger RNA, 1386 nt
Organism: Pelagomonas calceolata
Lineage: Eukaryota; Pelagophyceae; Pelagomonadales; Pelagomonadaceae
Source: the annotation of a GenBank genome assembly